CCUUUGACCUCAAAUUUAUAAAGUAAUAGAAAUCAUAACAAACACAAUAAUUUUAAGAUAACUGAGCUGCAAGGCAAAACCCCUGCCUAUGUUGAAAAACAUGGCAAAAGUCCUGCUCGUAGGGAGCGGGAUGACUGGUGCAGCGACAGCUGCUCUGUUGAGGCAGCAUCUUCCAGAAAACAGUAGUAUUUUGAUCUGGGAUAAAGCUCGAGGAGCAGGUGGCCGAAUGACAACCACUCGAUGUCCUGAAGACCCAUCCAUAACAGCAGAUCUUGGAGCCCAGUAUUUUACUCUCUUGCAAGAGUAUCGUGUAAGAAGACAAAGUGUUUAUGAUGAACUUCUUUCUCAGGGAGUAUUCACUCCAUUGCGAGGUAACAUUGAAGGUCCCAGUGAUUUCAACCAGCCAGGCUCUCAACAUUUUGUCACCCCACAAGGUUCCAACUCACUAGUAAAAUAUUUUCUGCAGAAAUCAAGUGCUGCAGUCAGGUAUCAGCAUCAAGUCUCAGAGGUGAACUUUGAUUCUGGUGGACCAGUCUCUGUGACAACACAUGAUGACAUCACAGAUAGUUUUGACAUUGUCAUUCUAACUAUCCCAGUUCCUCAAGUUCUUCAGUUGAAAGGCUCCUUACAAGAGUGGAUUGGUAGCAAUCCAGAAAUGAAAAAGAAACUACAAAAUGUUUCUUAUUCUUCAAGAUAUGCUGUUGGACUUUUUUAUCCACCAAAAACAGAGUUUGAGUAUCCCUGGUGUGCAAAGUAUAUAUCAGACAACCCAUGUCUUAGAUAUAUUGCUUUAGACCAAGACAAGAGGGGAGUCAAUAAUCCUAAUCAAGGCAAAUCUAUAGUUGUUCACACAAGUGUUCCCUUCGGUUUGGCCCACCUGGAGGUUGAUUUAAACUCUGUUAGGGAUGAAAUUCUGGGUCAUGUGAGAAACAUCUUACCACAGUUACCAAAACCCAUCAGCAUUAAACCUCAACGAUGGCGUUACUCUCAGGUACAUCAAGUGUAUGAUGGAGAACCUGGCUGUGUUGUUGUUAGUACAAACCCAUUAGUUAUUUUGGCUGGGGAUGGAUUUUCACAGUCAACCUUCGAUGGCUGCCUUGAUUCUGCAGAGGCUGUACUGAGUGCAGUGAAGACGCACUUCAAGGGCGGACUCGACAGUGGAUUGUGAUUUGAAAGACAAGCUUGCCUUCAUUCUUAAAGAGCUGAUGACAAAAUGUGACCUACUUUCCUACACACUUGAAGUCUCUCAACUUGUUUCUCUAUUUCUAUCAUUGGUGUUAGUUUUGACAUCUUUUCUUCUAAUUUCCCUUUAGGAAACCAAAGAGUAUUUCCUAUCCUAAUUAAAUAUAUUAUGCACGGACACAUACAUUUUAAAGUCAAGGCAGAUUUUGUUCUUUAUAAUAUCCCAUUUCAUAUAUGAAUAUUGGUAUUGUAAUUUUAUAUGUUUCAAUAUAUUUAUUAAGGUGAUAAACAUUUUUCUAGAUAAUUAAGCAAUCUUAGUUUAUUUUUUUGUUGAGUGGCAAGCAGGUAUUAUUGUUUUACAAAUCUCAAUGUGUGAAUUUAACAUUGUACUAUCAGAUCACUGUUAUGUCUGUGCAGAAUUUCAAAAAAAUUGUUUUAUUGGCUUUUAAAAUUUUUUCUAAUAUUGAUUUCAUUUACUUUUAUAGCAAAAAUUAGAUGACCGCUUUAAUCCAUAGUUUAUACUUUAUAUUUUAGAAACUUCACUUUUUUUUGUUGGUAUUUCCUGUAUCUAAAAAAGUAACACAAUGUUGUGUUGUUUUUUUUUCUAUGUAAUUUAUUUUUUAUAUGUUUAUUUUUUACUGUAUAAAGAAUUUUAUGAAAUGGGUUUCUUUUUCUUAUAGAAAUGCUACUUUUUUUUUGUCUGCGAGAGUUUUUUUUUAUUCAAACAAAUUCAUUUUUACUCAAAGUCAUCCAGAAAAUUAAAAGUAAUAAAUGUUUAUAAUAUACAAAUUGUUUUUAUCAGUGUUCAAUUUUUACUAUUGGGCUUUAUAAUCUCUUCAUACUAAAAAAAAAAUAUUUUUAACUGAUUUGAAAACAUUUUUAACUUUGGUUGUUGUAUGUCUUCAUACUUCACAUGUUGAUAUUGUAUAAUAAACAGAGGCCCUUCUUUUCAGAUUACAAUGUACUUUUGAUAGGGCCUGCGUUUUUACAUCUGUGUAUGUGUUUAGUAUUGGAUGUGUGUGUGUGUGUUGUCAGACUACAAUGUUUUUAGAAGGCUUCUAUUUAACACUUGUGUGAUGGUUGAAAUCUUGGUGAUACUAAAUGCAUUCAGGGAAUAUUUCAGGUAUUUUGAGUGUAGUUUUAGAUGUGAUAGAGAAAGAUAAAUCAUUGGUGGUGAUGGCUGCAUGGUCAUGAGGUAUGUGCUUUGGACAAUCGUUCAAACCCUACUGCUGUUAUCCCCUGCUAUACUGCCCAAGGUUUAGUAAAUUGGAUACCCAGUAUUUAGAAAUAUAAAAACUUUUUUGUUUUGGAUCCUACAUAGAUAAUAAAAAUAUACAUUUAUAUUGAAUACAUGUUUGUGCAUUUAUAGUUGAAAGCUAUAUAUUUUUAAUUUUAAAAAAAUUGCAUUUACAAAUCUAUAAGAUUUGUUAAAUUAAAACAUUUGAGACUGGAUAUUGUAGAUUUUUAAAAAAAUAUCCUCAGCAUAAUCAAGGCUACAAGUAAUUCAGAAUUAAUUUAUCUAAAUUGAUGUGAACAUUUUUCUUAAAUCAUACUAAUUUUUAGUCACUCUAACAUCUUAAGGUCAUGUCUCACAGGAGUUUUGGUCUCUUGACCAAUGAGUCUCAUUAAAUAUUGAAAGUAGGCUACUUGUUGUGCUUUCAGUUCUUUGUAUUGUAUAAUAGUUCCUAUACUGUUUUUUUAGUGCUCUUGUUUUGUAGGCUAGUUUUACAACUGUCACUUAGCCUAACAUGGGACUCUUGUUGAUAGGAAAUAAAAUAGAUGCCAUAUAAUGGAGUUAUUACAGACCAAGUUAGACAAUGGUAAAAAUAAGUAGUCCACCAAUUGCUCUCCCCCCAUCCCACCCCUAUAAUAGCCUAUGUGUUUUUUUUCAAUUCCUGUUUUUCAACUUAACUAUUGGCUUUUUCAUGUAAUGACACCUCGUUUAUGAUUUCUUUGGUGUUAUAUCAAUGUCCUAUAUCUAUCCUUCCUGAUCAAUUGAGGAUGUGAAAAGAAAUAUUCAUUGCAGACAAUUUUUUCCAACUCUUGAAGUCUUAAAUUAUUUGUUUUGUCACGGUCCUCAAAUUAUUGUGAUCUUUAGGAACCAGACAUUUUGUUACAUAAAAAUGUUGUAUUUUCUAUCUCCAUGCUUUAAGCACAGCUUUUAAGUAAAUAAAGAAAAAGAAAUUACUUUUCUAAUAAAAUAUUCCAAACAAAUUAAUUUUUUUUAACCUAUUUUUAAGUGGCAGCCUUAUUUAUUCUUGACUUGAAACCAAGUUUUUCUGUUCAUGCAAUCUCUGUGCCAUAUCAGUCUCCUAUGUCAUUGAUAACAUGUAGCACAUUUGUUUGCAUUCACUUUUUUGUUUUGUGCCUGAAUUUUUGUUUCCUGUAUUUUUUUUAUUGAUUUAUGUUUUUGAGUUAAUGGUUUCUUCAUUUUUAAGGUCCCAAAAUUUAAAGCCCAAAACAAAAACAAACAAAAAAAAUGCUAUUACUCUCCCUUUGUCUUCCUCCCUCUGUUUCCCCUCACCUUUUUUUUAACAAGAAAUACAAAAAAAAUUUUAAAAGAGUUUUUAUCAAUUUUUUAAGAUGCUUUUUUUUUUUUGGUUUGUUUGUUUAAAUUAUGUCAGCAUCCUUUUUUGUAAACUAAAAAAAAGGCAGAAUUAGCAACAUUCUUUAUGCUGUACUUAGAGAUUAGAAUCCCCUAAUAUGUGAUUGGUAAUACAAAUUUUAUAUGUGGCAACAUAGAUUGAACAUUUUGGAUAUUCAAGUGGUUACAUUUUCCUCUGCUGUAUCUUGUGUCCUGUAGCUCUUCUAUACAUAAUUGUAAAUCUCUUGACUUUUUGUUUUAUUGAACACCAGUUGGUAUCAUUUUUGUUCAACUUAGCAAUUUUUUGUUUGAUGUCCCAAACAUGUCAAACACUCAUGACAUAAAAAGUCCAGCAGUUUGUAAUGUUACUUUAUUAUGUUCAGCUGAACAAGUUUAUUGUUGUUGUAAUUUUUUUAAAAAUAUUUUUUAUGUGCAGGAAAUUAAUUGAAGGGUGUUUCUAUAGCUAGACUUUCUGCAUUAAAUAUGGUGUAUGAAUUUGUAAUAUUAAUCAACUUAGUACCUCUAGUAAGACAUCAAUACCUCUUAUUCAUACAUUAAUACCUCUAGCAAGGCUGCAAUACCUUAAGCAAGAUAUAUAUAUAUAUAUAUAUAUAUAUAUAUAUAUAUAUAUAUAUAUAUAUAUAUAUAUAUAUAUAUAUAUAUAUAUAUAUAUAUAUUAUUAUCUCUUUUAAAAAACACAUUUUGAAUCUUUAUGAUGUCUGAACAAUAAUUCUUUAGUUAGGCAAGCUUUAUGGUUUAAACAGAACAAAGUUUACUACCUCAAAUAUCUCAAAAAACUUCUGCAAGAUAAACAAAAGUUUUGCUUUCUGUAAGACUAAUAUCUGUUUAAAAAAAAAAGAGAUAAUCUACUUAUUUUCAGGUAAAAUGAAACCUGAAAUCUGUGCUUGACUUUGUGAACCUCAGAACUUUAUUUUUGUACAUUUCAGUGCUGUGAUACAAACAGAAUAAAUUUCAUUAGCACUGAGGAUAUUUUUUUUGUUUACAUUAAUUAAAUGUUCUGUUAAAAUAUUUUGAAAAACACAAGAAAAUUUGUAGUGAACAGAUAAAUUUGAAAUUGUGUGAUUCACAUUCUUUUAAGACAAUGUUUCUAGAUUAUUAUUGUGAUUAGAUUCAACAUCCAUUCAUUGACACUAUUUCAUUUAUUAUUUUAUCUUCUGUUACAAUUAUCUAUGUUGAUUUCCUGGGUAUGUUUGUUUUUGUUUAAAUUAGAUUUGUUUGUGUGUGCAAGAAAAUGGUUUAACAUUAUUUGUAGCUACCUCUAAAUGAAUAUAUAUUUAUAAAUAUAUACACACACACACACACUUAAAGUACCUCUGCCAAUAACCUCAACUUGCAUAAUUCUUUUCUUUUUUAUCAAUUGCUUCAUUGUGUAAAUAAUAGUUGCCAGAAAACAAAUAGAUGUCCUUUUUUUUUUUUUAAAUAUUCUUUCACAUUAAGAAACAUUUGGAAUCAGAUCUACAUUUUGAAAAUGCCUCAUUUGAGAAAUUUAAACUGUUUUUCUUAUUAUUGUAAAUCUUAUUACAAAUACUUUUGUUUGUCUAGGUCAUCAAAAAAAAAUUAUAUGCUUACAUUUUUCUUUUUUUUAAUAAUCCUAUGUGGUUUUACUGAUAUAUCAAAUUUAUAAUGUAGACUGUUAUCAAAUAGGUUUUAGAUAGCACUAUAUUAAAACAAAAUUUAAUUUCUGUUAGAAAAUUAUUCAAAUCCUUUUUUGUUUGUAAUGCAUUAUAAAAUGUGUAAAACAUUUUCUUCACUGUUUAGAAAAAAAGAAAGUUUUAUAAUGAAAGAUAUUUCCCAAAGUAAAUUCUAGGACAGAAUCUUUUGGAAUUUUGUAGAUAAUUUGUUGAACUAAACUAUUAGAGCAACUUCAUAAUGGUGUUGUCAACUUCUGAGUUUUGAUCUGAAGUUUUGCAAAGAUUGGUAGCAAUAUGAAACCUCAUAGAGUAACACAUUGGUUCAAGUAGUUCAAAGUAGGUUAAUAUAAAACUGAGUUCUUGAAGGCUAACUUUUGUUAAUUUUAAAGUUCAGUAUUUCAAAGAUUUUAAUUUUGUUCAAUUAAUAAUAUUUUUUUUAAGUUCAAUAGUUGAAUAAAGAAUGCUUUAAAAAAAAAAAACAACUAAAAUUGAGCUUAACCCUCAAGAAUGCAUGAAGAUGAUUCUGUGACAAUUUUGUAUUCUACAUUUUCAAGUCAAUAAACUCAUGAUAACUUGAGAUAAUAAGAAAAUGUCUCUUUGAUUUAUGGACACUUUGUUUUCCUCUAUUAACAUCUGUUAGGGAUAAAAACUAAAACUGUGUGUAGAGCAUCAAGUCAAAGUGACUAAAUCACUGACCUAAGUGAAAUGUUGAUACAAAACUUGUCUCUAUACCUCUUGUUACUUCAUCUCUUGAUUGUAUCUUCAAACUCAGUCUUUUCUCCGAAUGUAACUGAUGUCGAGAUUGCAUCUCACAAAUGACAAAUCGCUUUACUAAGUGUUAUGAACAAUCUUUUUUAGAAAUGAUAUUAAUUUUAAAUGACUAAUCUUUGUAAGAGUAAAAAUGUGACUACACUAACAGUAUAACUAGACUGAAGACAGACUCUGCCAGUGGAUAAAACAAAACCCAGUACGAUGGUUGAACAAUUUAUUUCUUAGACUGAGUUGACACCUUGAUUUUCAAAUUACUUAACAAUUAGUGCUCCUUUUGAAAGUUCAGUCAUCAGUGUUCCUGGUCAGCUUUUAACUACAAUUUAAGAAACUAUUUCUUAAGAGCACGACUUUAGGAAGUUAGGUGACAAAAAUUCAUUCGGAUUAUAUUUAUUUUACUUCUUGGUUUUAUUAGUUGCCAAAAAAUUGUGUGAAUUAACAAAAAAAUAGAUUAGAUGCAAAAUUCUUUUAAGUUCAUUUGUUACAUCAUACUCUUUAGGAAGGCCAUUUCUAUGAGUACCUUUUUUACCGUUAAUAUAAUGUAGCAUAGCUGCUGCAACUGUCUGAGACCUGUUCCCACCAUGAGCUUCAAAGGAUGUUCUGCGGCAUUGAAUCCUGUCAAAUAAUGUGUCUAAACUCCAGUUGUCACAUCACAGAAUUAAGGAACUCCUUGGCUUGGCUGGCUGUCAACUUGUGGCAUGUCACAAUAGAAAGUCAUAUAGUAAAAACUCACUGCAUAAUCUGGUUGAUGCCCACACAGAAACUAAUCUUUUUUUUUCUAAAUGUCAUUUGUUGUCUCUCUAGUAGCACAUCUUCAUUUCUAUAUAACAUUGACAUCUCUCAUUUGUAGCUCAAUAAGUCAAGUAAAUAUAACAUUGACAAUCCAGCUCUGAUCACUUGAGUAUUUGUAGUUUAGGUACAUUGACACUCUACAAGUCUUGCUGUGUAUUAAUAUACCUCUGUAGCUUAUAUGAGAGAUAGUAAUAAAAUGUGCAUAUUAAUAGGAGUACUGGUAUUUGGUUUAGAUUUUGAAUAUUAUUAACCAGCAUGAAUAAACAGCUUAUAUGAAAGAUAAUAAAAUUUGCAUAUUAAUAGGAGUAUUGGCUUAGAUUUGGAAUAUUAUUAACCAGCAUGAAUAAACUGUGUGUGUGAAGGCAGUAUCUAAAGGCAGCAAACACUCUGUGCAAAACUACAGUGGUCAAUAACAUUCGUGUGUUGUGUGAAAAACUAAGCUGAGAUAAUAGUCAAGCCUCUAAGGAAUCACUGGCUUAUGUAGCUGCAUCAUAUUAACACUUAGGGAUAAUCCUUGAGUUCAUUGUAUUGGAACUUUAAACCAACAAUGUGUACGUGUGUUUGAAUAGUGUGUUAGCAGUUGAAACAGGUCUGUCAAAUGUUCACUUUUGCUUCUUUGUCUCAACAAAUGUGGCUCAACAUUUGUGUUUCUAAGUGCACAACCUGAUGUUGAAACAUCAACACUUACAUUCAAUUAGUUCUGUGUAUUUGUACAACUACAGCCAUAUUGUUAGCUUCAUUGAUUGGAACUCAAACUAUCUGAUAUUGGUUUACUGAUAAAUAAAUGUCGUUGAUAACAUUUUGUUAUUGGUUCACUAAGUAAAGUGACUGGUAUUGGUAAAAUUUGAAAAGGAAAAAAAAAAGAGCUUUGUUUAAUUAAUCAACUGCUAUUAAAUUUUGUAGCUGAAAACAUUUUCUUUGAGUUUCAAAAUAAAUAAUUCACAUUAA
Biomphalaria glabrata is the source of this 7926-nucleotide messenger RNA. RefSeq names its product renalase-like. The record is from RefSeq and is a predicted model, not a curated record. Gene Ontology annotation, molecular function: oxidoreductase activity, acting on NAD(P)H. The transcript is spliced from 7 exons. NCBI's taxonomy places the organism in Eukaryota, Metazoa, Mollusca, Gastropoda, Planorbidae. Bases 89 to 1168 code for a protein of 359 amino acids. Gene Ontology annotation, cellular component: extracellular region.